AUUAGAAAAAGAAAAGGCAAUGUAACAGGGAGAGUGAUAGACAGGCUAGGCCAUCUAACAUGGUUAGUUACCCUUAGCCCUCUAUAUAGCUAUCAAUAUGGUUUACUCCUUCUGUCCCUUUUAACUCCUCCAUCAACCUUCUCAAAUCUUCUGCAUCCAACUUCACCUGAGUCCUUUGAGACGUCAGGAAACAUGGAAAGCGAAGCACCAAGUUGGGCUGAUCAAUGGGGUGCUGGUGGUAUUGGUGCCAUGGAAGAUGAUGACACAAGAUCUCAAAAAGACACUGCCAAGAACAAGAAUUCAGGUUCUAAGGGUGGUCUCAGCAAAGUCAAAGCAACUGCCUCAAAUUGUGUCAAAUGGAUAAAAAGCCUGUGCAAGAAAAAGAGUACAUCCAAGCAGUAAAUGAGAGAAUAUACAGUGUGCACUUGUAAUUCAGCACCAUGGCAGAUACCAGUUUUGUAACUUUUUUUCCCUUUUAAUGAAUUGGUGUUUCACUCAGUUAUUAGUUAAGCUCAA
Cajanus cajan (pigeon pea) is the source of this 516-nucleotide messenger RNA. Its product is annotated as ankyrin repeat protein. The record is from RefSeq and is a predicted model, not a curated record. Lineage: Eukaryota; Viridiplantae; Streptophyta; Magnoliopsida; Fabales; Fabaceae.